UCAAAACUGCGGUUAUUAUUACUGGUGUCAGAAGUAUUGUUGUUACCUUAGCAAGUUAAACUUACGUAGAUUGACAAAGGAUGGACCAUCUACCUCUUCCUUGCAGGACCAAAUACAAAAGACAUGAAUCACCAGGGGUGAUUUUAUGUUAACUUCACGGAAAAAUGUGCCAUAUGUAUGAUGUUUGCACUUCAUUACGAAUUCGUUCUUUUUUCAUUCUGACAAAACCGAACUUUAAUUUACAAGUUUAAUCAACAAUGUGCAGUGUUGUAAGGAAAUUCUUUUUCAGAGAAUAAACCUGUUUAUGAGAAAAAAAUAUAUUUAACUCCGGAAAAUGCUCACGUGUGGAUUAUUAUACCAGUUUGUGAAAGAAAAUGCUAUUAAUGUGUCUUGUUUGUGAAACUAAACCCGGUAUUUUUAAUCUAAUAAUUAUUUUUUAAACUAUAACUUUAUAAUUUAUCUGGGAAAACAAAUCCUUCGCUGAAAUCGAACCGUUGUCUCUUAGCUUCGGAAAACUGCAAAUAUUAAUAAACCCUUUUAUUUAAUUAAUUUACUUUUUUGAACAAAUCUAUUCAGUUUUAGUAUUGGUUUAUUUUUGUUACUUGUGUUGUUUCUGUUUCCAAACUUCCUGGUUGUCCAAACAAGGAAACACGUGAGUCUAACAACAGUCACUUUUCACUAGUUUCCAUCCGGCCAAAUUCCACGAUCGACCAAUUCUAAUCUCGCCAUAUAUGUCAUUUGACUGUGGCCAUGGUGGAGCACUGCCUUUAGUCGAACAAAUCAACCCCAGGACUUAUUCUUUCUGAAGAUAAUCCGUGGAGUAAACUCCCAGAUAAUACCAAUUUUGUCUUUCAUAAUGAAUACCCAUAACAACACCAGAAAAACAACAGACGUUUCUCGGGGUCCCAUUUGUGAGCAACACAAACGAUGUAAAAAUGGAUCCUGCGUAUCGGAUAUCAGCUUGUGUUCUGAUAAAGAAGACAAUGUUAAUACCAUUUUGGUGAUGAUUAUCAUAGGUUUAGCAAUAGUUAUAUUCCUCACCAUUGUCUACUGCUUGCAGCAACGAGGACGUCACAGAGCACAGACCACAUCUGAUUCUCAGAUGGAAGUAAACUCUUCAGCUGAUGUAGAGUCUGACAACCUGUCACUAUAUCAACCACCUCCACCUUAUGAAGAGGUCAUUUCUACAAAUAGAUAUCCAAUGACACCAGAAAGACAGAGAAUGCAAUCUUUCUCGUUGAACGUUCCAGUCACUCCCCCUCCGAACUACGAGACAGCCUUAAAUAUCUUGGCCCGCAGCCAGGAGAUAGUGAAUACGAAGCCCUCAUUGUCAUCAAGUCCAUCACAUCCAGAUUCCAUGCGAAGAUGUAGAUCUGAAGAUAUCUUAUCACCUCAACAUCUGCGAGAUAAUCUGCCGCCAUUCACCUACAUACCACAGUUAAUCAGUAACACUAAUUACAACAACAACAACAACAACAGCACUAGCAGCAGCAGCAAUCGAUAACUUCGUUGGUUGAUUUAAUUGAUUCAAAUGAUUGAUUGUCUUUAAAGUUUGGAUAGAAUGAUUGCUUAUGGUUUUAUAAACAAAAAGCCACCCAAACCAGCUGCCAGUGACAUUCCAGACUUGCAGAGUGUCUACAAGAACCAUUUUCUUGAAUAGUAAUACUAAUCAAGGUGCAAAAAAAGAAAAAUAAGAAAAGAAAAAAAAACUGAUCAACCCAAAAUGUCCCUUGGUUUGUAUGGCCAUCACUCAAUUCUGAUAUAAACUGGUCAUUUUAUAUUAGAAUUUCUUGGCAACCUUCAACAACCAUUGUCCUGAUAUUCAUCUGUCAUUUCUGAAUUUCAACUUCCAGAGAUUGCACUAGUGAUGCAAAAUAUGCCAGAAAUAUUUUCAAACGAUUCUCUUCAUAAAUUCCUGAUUUUUCUCUCUGAAGAGACAUCCCAAAUUUUCUGUGAGUGAUGAUGAUGAUGAUUGUCUCCAUACAGAAUACAGAAAAUACGACAUGGUAUCUAGAUUUACAGAAAAAUAUACUUGCUACCAUUUUUUUUUUUUAUGUUCAUUGUUUUGUUCAUUUUUACAAUUGUCUUUCCAUGCUAGCAUGAGUUAGAGGAGUGUCUUAUUGUGACAUGGUUUUACAACCAGAUGCCCAUCCUGUUAACCCUUAGCUAUUUAUCAAAUAAGGGAUCUCUGAGGCUGUCUUUGUAGUCAGAAGCCAAACAAUUUAACAAGGAAUAUGACAUUGAAUGCUUCUCUAUCUCAUCAAUUUUUAGAGAAAUACCGAUGUAAAGUUUUUUUUUUUUUCGAUUUCUGUAUAUUAAAUCCAUUCAUAACAUGUGUGUAUAAUAUAUAUAUAUGAAUGAAUAUUCUGGGAAUAUGUUCCCCAUUCUUAUACCAUUUUCCUCUACAAAUUUAGAGAAUUGAAGGUUAGUUUGUGUAUAAAUCAAUCAUUUUUAUACUUGAUAUUAAAUUAGGUUAGAAAAGACCUACAGUCUCCUGAGAAAGAAAAUGUUUGACAUCUAAUUUGUUGAGUGUAAGUGUGUCCUUCCAUCCUUGUAAAAGGUUGGGUGAUUAUACAUU
Octopus bimaculoides (California two-spot octopus) is the source of this 2578-nucleotide messenger RNA. RefSeq lists its product as uncharacterized. The record is from RefSeq and is a predicted model, not a curated record. Lineage: Eukaryota; Metazoa; Mollusca; Cephalopoda; Octopoda; Octopodidae.